This is a messenger RNA of Alternaria arborescens, 660 nucleotides long. RefSeq lists its product as hypothetical. The transcript has a single exon. NCBI's taxonomy places the organism in Eukaryota, Fungi, Ascomycota, Dothideomycetes, Pleosporales, Pleosporaceae. The record is from RefSeq and is a predicted model, not a curated record. Bases 1 to 660 code for a protein of 219 amino acids.
AUGUUAUCCACAAACCCAACACACUUCACGCCCGAACAGUACGAUGACGCCUGGGAACGUCUCGACCUUGAGAGGACCUAUAGGAAUCUUUACAGGGAGUACAUCUUUCUUUCUGUGCAGCUUUCAUGCGCCACCCGCCCUUUCGGAAGAGAGCGUACGAUCCGCAACCUACUGAAUGCACGACUAAAACUUGAGCAUCAUCUCAAAAGCCUCAAAAACAAGUAUCAAGAGGAGCAAACGGACUCGCAGUGUAAUCAAGUAGGGUUGAAAAAUGAGCCUCCAACGGACGAAGUGAAUUACGACAUUGUAGCGGAACUCCGCAAGGAGCUCCAGAGUAGCAUAGAUAUACUCGAGGAUGUUUUGAAUGGAAUCAACCAAUCCCAAGACACUAGCGGAACAGUCCGACUCAUGAAUGAUAUCGUGCAGUUUCCAGUUGAGAAGAUUAAGCUGCUUGAGCGGCUGAUAGACUUGGGAAAGAAGAAAAGAGACCUGGAGAAAGUGAUUGACAAAACAGAGAUUGGGAACAUGUUGCGACAUACACGGCUAGAUGAGAAGGAAGAUGAAGACGGGGCGCAGCUGCGAUUGUUGCUCAACCAAUCUAUGGACGAAUGUGAAACAUUGAAAAAGCGAGUCGAAUAUUAUGCAGAGCUUCUGGGUUGA